Messenger RNA from Arachis stenosperma, 708 nucleotides. RefSeq names its product protein FAR1-RELATED SEQUENCE 5-like. The coding region runs from base 1 to 708 and encodes 235 amino acids. NCBI's taxonomy places the organism in Eukaryota, Viridiplantae, Streptophyta, Magnoliopsida, Fabales, Fabaceae. The transcript has a single exon. The record is from RefSeq and is a predicted model, not a curated record.
AUGAAUGAUUUUUCUGAUAAUGACGCUACUCGUCGCAAACUGGAAUCAAAGCCUACAACUAGAUGUGGAAAGGGGGCAGAGAUGCGCGUGCAUAUACAUGAGGAGAUGGGCAGAUGGAUUGUAACCUACUUUCAAGACGAACACAACCAUAAAAUGCUUGAUGAUAUGUUAACUUUUAUGCUUCCUGGGCAUAGGAAAAUGAAUUCUGCUGUAAUUGAUCAGAUGAACAUGGUGCUGAAAGUUGGUAUUAAAACUACUCAGAUUUAUUUAUCAUUUGUACACACUGCAGGUGGAUUUCAUAAUGUGCCCUUUUUGAAAAGAGAUAUGUAUAAUCAGAUAGACAAGCAACGGAGGCUCAUAGGUGGUGAUGCCAUGGCUUGCCUUAAGUAUUUGGAAUCAACGGCAGCAGAGAGCCCAGGAAUGUUCGUGCGAUACCUGGCAGAUGAUGAGGGUCGGUUGGUCCACCUUUUUUGGUCAGACAAUUGUAGCCAAUUGGACUACCAUUUGUUUGGAGAUGUGGUAGCAUUUGAUGCGACUUAUCGAAAGAAUAAGUAUAUGUGCCCUUUAGUUGUAUUUUCCGGUGUCAAUCAUCAUAACCACACCAUUGUGUUUGCAUCUGCACUUGUUGCAAAUGAAAAUGAGGCAACAUAUACGUGGUUACUUGAACAGUUUCUAGAUGCCAUGAAGGGAAAGAAGCCUGGUGUGUGA